Parasteatoda tepidariorum (common house spider) is the source of this 938-nucleotide messenger RNA. Its product is annotated as very long chain fatty acid elongase 4. Lineage: Eukaryota; Metazoa; Arthropoda; Arachnida; Araneae; Theridiidae. The record is from RefSeq and is a predicted model, not a curated record. Gene Ontology annotation, cellular component: endoplasmic reticulum membrane. Gene Ontology annotation, biological process: fatty acid elongation, saturated fatty acid; fatty acid elongation, monounsaturated fatty acid; fatty acid elongation, polyunsaturated fatty acid. Gene Ontology annotation, molecular function: fatty acid elongase activity.
GUAAAAAAUUCAUAUCAGGAACUUAGAUGGAAAUUUUCUUUUAAAUAGCACCCAAGUAUUAUUACUUUCGCUUAAAGAAAAUUGUGAAAUAAUAAACAGGAGGUUCCUAAAGCACGCUGUUUUUAAGAAAUUUUAUGAUUCAGAAAAUGUUCCUUACCGACAUUUACAACUUCUUCAAAGCGGACGGAGAUAUAUAUGAAACUAAAGCACUUGCCAGAAAUCCAAAAAUUACAGUCUUUAUAGCAUUUACAUAUAUUCUACUAACAAAAUGGUUGAUACCAUGGAUACUGGAAAAACGGAAACCAUUGGAGAUCAAAAGAACCAUAUUGAUAUAUAAUUUUUUGGUCGGCUUAUUGAAUGGCAUUUUGGCUUGCAUGGCAAUAAUUGCGACUGCCGAAAAUUGGAAGAAUAGAUGUACAGUUGAAACAAUUCCGAAACAGCAAAUACACAGAGGCUUGCACAUAAUGUGGUAUGUUUGGAUGACUAAGUAUUUGGAGUUGUUGGAUACGGUAUUUUUUGCUCUUCGAAAGAAGAAGAAUCAACUAACUUUCCUUCAUGUGUUUCAUCACUCAGCAAAUGUUCUCUUAUUUGGGUUUGGUUUUUACAUAAGAACUACUGAUUUCGUAUGCUUGUUUGGUACAGCAAUAAAUACAUCCAUUCAUGUGGUAAUGUAUUCGUAUUAUGCACUAGCAUCUAUUGGACCACAUAUGCAAAAGUAUUUAUGGUGGAAAAAAUAUUUAACACUACUCCAAAUAAUACAGUUCGUUGUCAUUCUAUCAUAUUCUCUUUAUGGAUUUGUGACUGGUUGUGAAAAUUUUGGAAGAUUUAAAAUAACUUUUUACAUUUUUGUUACGCUAAUUUUAGUUUUGUUUAUUAAUUUCUAUACAAAAUCGUAUCAUGCAAAAAAUACUCCUUCUAAUUAUAAAGUAUACUGAUUA